AUGCGACCUAUUCUACUGCAAGGCCACGAGCGACCCCUGACCCAGCUCAAGUACAACCGGGAGGGCGAUCUGCUCUUCUCCGUCGCCCGAGACAAGACCAUCUGCGUGUGGUACUCUCACAACGGCGAGCGACUGGGCACUCUCGAGGGUUCUGGAGGAGCCAACUUUUCUGUGGAUGCUGAUCCCACCACCACCAUUGUGGCGACUGGCUCUGCUGACCAGACUGCGCGUCUGUGGGACAUCAAGACCGGCAAGACGAUUCAUAGCUGGAACUUCAAGACCACCGUCAAGCGUGUGGAGUUUUCCCCUGAUGGAACCAAGCUCAUUGUUCUGUCUGAGAAGAUGAUGGGUUACCCCGGUGGCAUUUCCGUGUUCAACGUCAAGGCCGACGUGAACGCCACCCAGGAGACGGAGCCUAUUAUGGAUAUUAAGCCCGAGGAGGGCGCCGACAAGUUUUCGUUUGCCGUGUGGUCGUACGGAGGCAAGUACAUCAUCACAGCCCACGCUGACGGCUCUCUGUCCAAGUACGACGGAGCCACCGGCGAGUUCAUUGCUUCCACACAGAUCCACGAGGAGAAGUUCCCCAUCACCGAUCUGCAGCCUUCGCCAGACAAGACCUACGUCAUCACCAGUUCCAAGGACAAGACCGCUCGACUGACAGACGUGGACUCUCUCAAGCUGCUCAAGACCUACAAGACCGAUACUUCCAUGAACUCGGCAUGCAUCACCAGCAAGAAGGACUUUGUCAUUCUGGGAGGAGGACAGGACGCCAAGGAUGUUACCACCACCUCUUCUCGAGAUGGUAAGUUUGAGGCCCGAUUCUACCACAAGAUCUUUGAGGACGAGGUUGGCCGAGUCAAGGGCCAUUUCGGUCCCCUCAACUGUGUCGUUGCCCACCCCAAUGGCGGCUCCUACGCCUCUGGAGGAGAGGAGGGAUACAUCCGAAUCCACCACUUUGACCCCUCCUACUUUGACUUCACCUACGAUGUCGAGCGGUUUGCUGCUAAGGAGUAA
This is a messenger RNA of Yarrowia lipolytica CLIB122, 1014 nucleotides long. RefSeq lists its product as uncharacterized. Gene Ontology annotation, molecular function: translation initiation factor activity; protein binding; RNA binding. Gene Ontology annotation, biological process: cytoplasmic translational initiation. The record is from RefSeq and is a predicted model, not a curated record. NCBI's taxonomy places the organism in Eukaryota, Fungi, Ascomycota, Dipodascomycetes, Dipodascales. Gene Ontology annotation, cellular component: cytoplasm; eukaryotic translation initiation factor 3 complex, eIF3m.